AUGGAACCAAUGUUCGAAUACCAAAAAGAUGAUCUCGACGAGAAUUAUACUUCUUUUUUCAAAAAAUAUCAGAUAGAAAAUUCUUUGUAUUAUUUUUCAUUUGUUUCAGACAAAGAGUUUAGUGGUGGAGUUAUUUACCCUGUUUGUGAUACAUGUACUAUUGGUGUGAAUGUCUCUUCAUAUGCAUGUAGUCCAGGAACAUCGGUACGUGUUGGUUUUGUAUUUAUAAAGAAAAAAAUUGGUAGAAUGGGUUAUAAAAGAAUAAGAGAUGGAAAGAAUAUAGAUAUAGGAGAAGUUAGUUUAGGUGAAAGAAUAGGUAAAGGAAACUUUGGAGAAGUAUUCAAAGGUCAUUGGAGAGGUGCUGUCGUUGCAAUCAAGAAAUUGCCAGCACAUAAUAUUACAGAUCAUGUUUUGAAAGAAUUCCACAGAGAAAUAGAAUUAAUGAGAAAUCUUAGACAUCCAAAUGUUAUUCAGUUUUUAGGAUCAUGUACAAUUCCACCAAAUAUUUGUAUUUGUACAGAAUAUAUGCCAAGAGGAUCACUAUAUAGUAUUUUACAUGAUCCAAAGAUAUCGUUAUCUUGGGCAUUGAUUAGAAAUAUGUGUUUGGACGCAGUUAGGGGUAUUAUUUAUUUGCACAAUUCGAAUCCAGUGAUUCUUCAUCGUGAUCUCAAAUCACACAAUUUGUUGGUCGACGAUAACUGGAAGGUGAAGGUGGCAGAUUUUGGAUUGUCAACGAUCGAACAGACAGCGACAAUGACAGCAUGUGGAACACCAUGUUGGACAGCACCAGAAGUUCUCAGAAAUCAGAGAUACACAGAAAAGGCCGAUGUCUAUUCAUUUGGAAUCGUUAUGUGGGAGUGUGCUACUCGUGCAGAUCCCUAUCAUGGAAUGCCGCCAUUCCAAGUUAUUUUUGCAGUUGGACGUGAAGGAUUGCGACCUCCCGUACCAAAAGGACCGAAAGAUUUCAUUACCCUGAUUAGCGAUUGUUGGGCAGAGAAUCCUGAAAAACGUCCAUCCAUGGAAAAGAUUUUAGUUCGUCUGGAAAUGAUGGAUCUACAAUGGCCCGAUGUUCAAUUUAAAGGAAAUAAGAAUGUCAAUUAA
Messenger RNA from Heterostelium album PN500, 1101 nucleotides. It is a transcript of the gene drkC, whose product is annotated as serine/threonine kinase. The transcript is spliced from 6 exons. Bases 1 to 1101 code for a protein of 366 amino acids. Gene Ontology annotation, molecular function: protein kinase activity; ATP binding. NCBI's taxonomy places the organism in Eukaryota, Evosea, Eumycetozoa, Acytosteliales, Acytosteliaceae. The record is from RefSeq and is a predicted model, not a curated record. Gene Ontology annotation, biological process: protein phosphorylation.